Messenger RNA from Symbiodinium sp. CCMP2592, 1248 nucleotides. NCBI's taxonomy places the organism in Eukaryota, Dinophyceae, Suessiales, Symbiodiniaceae. The record is from the annotation of a GenBank genome assembly.
AUGUUCGAACUCGCGCAGUCUCAGCGCUGCUGGCACAGAGUCGUGGCUUCGGUGACACCGCACUUUUGGAGCAAGCUCCCGGUCCUGUCUAUACCGAAAAGAGGGGCCGUCAGCAGCCUUGCAUUAGCCGAUAUUUCGCUGAAUGUUCUGCGAGAGCAAAACAGGCAGCUGCAGGCCACGCUCGCUACCAUCCGGUGGCCACCCCUGAGCUCGUUCUGGCUGAAUCGAACAAGAUACACCCUGCCUCUGAAAGCUGAGACUGAAUGGGUUGAGACGGAUGUCUAUAAGGUGGCCGAGGACGAGCUUGCAUACUUAACAGGCUUCUUUGACGGCGAUGGCUGCGUCACCGCUGGCGCUUUGCAGGUCGGGCAGUCUAUCGAUGGAGUCGCCACCUUGAUACGCCUGCAAGAGGCACUCGGAGGAAGUAUUCGCCGAUUGAAAAAUGGAAGAGGCCUCCAAAAGCCAAUGUUGAAUUGGGUGUUGACCGGCAGAAGAGCAUGUCAUGCAGCAAAUCUCAUGGCACUACAUAGCAUUGUCAAGAGAAGGCAGCUUGAGGUUCUUGCGGCACUGCUCGGAACGGCGAUUGACAAGGUAGACUAUUCCAUCGAACUUGCCAUGUUAAAGCGCAGUGAGUCAGCCGUUGCUGGCCCAUGCACUUGGGCGUAUUUGGCAGGCUUCUUCGAUGCAGAAGGCUACAUUGAGCAGCCAAGAGGGAUGGCUCUGCUCCGGUUGAGGAUGUAUCAAAAGUAUGCAACGGUGCUGGAGUGUGUGCGGACUUUCCUUGCCACAGAGGCUUGCAUCGAGGCGCACCUGUAUCAGAUGCGAGGGCGUCCGGGAUUUGAACUCCGAAUCAGCCGGAAGCAAUGCUGCAAAGCUGCUCUGCAAAAGAUGUUGGAUGCUGGUUUGCUUCGUAAAGCUGCUCAAGCAAAGCUGGCUCUCAGCCUCACUUCGGCGAACGCACAGCAAGUUCGGAGUGCAAUGGCAGAUAUGGUUGGCAAUCAGAGUUUUGCAACACGAUUGGACACAGCUGGCUUGCGACGAGCGGCAUUGAUCACUCAUAUGAAGAAGAUGGCCAAAAUAUAUGAGCGAAAUGGGCAGACUUCCCGGGCCAAUACACUGUUUGCAGAUGCUGAAGGUCUGCAGCGCGAACAUGUUUUGCUAAACGCACAGAGGCUCAACGACCAGCUCUGUGGCUACAUUGACAAAUUACAAGCCAUGCGCCAGGAGCAUUACGAGUACAAGCUAUGA